UCCACCCCUGGGGUUUUCACCGCGGCGUCGUUCGCUCCAAGUUCCACAUUCGUUCCCGGAGAGCCUCCGCGAAGAGGGUUGCCUUAACCCUCUUCCUUUCCCUCCCCGCCUGCUCUCUUCCUGGAAGCCUCGGGUGGAAAGAGACCCUUUUCAUAAAAUCUGUUGAAGGCAUCCAUUCAAUGUUGGGGGGAGGAGGAAUCUGCUGUAGCUAUUUAAACGCGCAAUAAUAAUUUAUUAAAGGCCAAAAAAAGAGCCUUAGGGUUGUAGCCAGGCACGUUUUACUCAGAGUAGACCCACUGAAAUUCAUGAGUCGUGCCCGUUCAUUUCAGUGGGUCUACGGCCCUCGGAGGUUUCUUAGGGCUUCAUCUUUAGCCAAGAUGCUCCGGAGAGGUUGUCUCCCUAAAGCUAAACCGCAGAGAUUCGGAUUGCCACUCCGGCCCCCAAUAUACACUUUCAAAACUGGAAUGCAAAAAAGAGGAAACGUAUGAGAGGAGCACUCGGAGCCUCUCUCUCUCUCUCACACACACCGCAGUUCCUCUCCUGGCCCUUGCAGGUGUUUUAAGGCUGCAAAAUCCCGUGCACGCAUUUCCUGGGGGUAAGCCCCAUGGAACGCACUGAGGGCUUGCUUCCGAGUAAACACGCUUAGACUUGUACUCUGCAGUCAUGUGCACUGCAGUUCAAGCCACCUCAACUGAACUCGGUGGAACUUCUGAGUAAACACGCUAAGGCUCAGUGGCUACAACGCUGCCACACACACAUGCGAUUACUUGUCAGGAAACUCCACUGGAGUAAAUAGCUUCCAAGGAAACACUCGUAGGAAUCUGGACGCCACGCUGCAACCCUAUGCACCCUUACUUGGUAGUAAAUUCCAUGGCAUUCGGCAGGACUUACUCCCGAGUAACGGCGCACAGCAUCGGACUCCCUACCAGGCCACUGGAGCACACCCCCUUCCAUAAAAGUGCAUCCGAUGCGCACGGGGAGUCAGUCCCACCGCGUUCAGCACAGAGCUCCGGAACACGCGAGUUUUAGCGAGAAUUCAACUGCCUUCUGAGAGAAUACCCACUGCUUUGCACGGCUGGGCGAGCCCAACGCACACUUACCUGAGCGCUUACUUCCGAGUAAACCCGCCUGGGAUCGGGACCUUCUCCCCUCCCCACCCCACCCCACGGGGCUAUUCUCGGCCUGUAUCGAGACAGCGGUUUGCGUUUGGCUGAUCCGCUCUGUCCACGGCUGAAACUGACACGCACUCCUGCCCGGGGGAGCGGACGGAGCUAGUCAAUUUCACCGACGGGAGAAGGGGCGUGGAGAGCAAACCUUAAGCUGAGCGCCCGCCUGGGAUCUUUCCCGGGAGGGGGGAGGAGAGCAGGGCGGCCUCGGAAGAGUUCCCGGCGGCGUCCGAAGACGCUUCACUGACUAACGAGUCUCGGAGAAGCAAAGAUGCCUGGCGUGGAGUCUCUGGCGCGAUUUUGACUUCGCCCGUCCUCUCCUUUUAAAUUCCAGUGGAAACGGGAUCUCUCUCUUUUGGAGGGAGAGAGAGAGAGAGGAAAACCCUCCCCUUCUUUGGUCGAUGUGGAAGUAAACAGACGGUCGGCGUGUUCAUUUCGUGAAGGAAGCUGGCAGCAGCAGCAGCGGCAGCGGCAGCAAGGCGAAAGCAGCCACUUUUCGCUCUCCCUGACGUUAACCACUUUUCUCUCUCUCUCCCUUCUCCACGUUAACAGUCCCCCUCCCUCUCGAGGACGCUGGGGAGGACCGCGAGAAACCGGCGUUUCGUGUUUGUGGAUUGCAGACGGAGAAGGUCUGUCGCGAUUUCUGCCUCUUCUCUUGCCCCCCCACGCCUCCAAAAAAACCCAAACCAUCCAAAAACCCUCUGCAAGAGUUCCUUGAGGCGCCUUUUUCGAGAAAACCCCAGCCAGCUCCGCUCAGUCGGAGUUUUGGGAACGGCGCAAAGCGGAGAGGACAGAAGGUAUUUGUCGUGCAGGCUUUCCGAAUCCGGGACGAGCAUCCGCACUGAUCUCCUGCGAACGAACUGAGGAAGCCAUCGAAGCACCGCCGGCUGCCGUUUCUCUCCACACAGCAGUUCGUGUUUGUUUGCUUUUUAACAGAAACUCUGAACUGCGAGCGGGAAAAGCAAAAGACUUCAGACGCCCCCCACCCCCCAAACCCCCUAGCUUCUAUUUUGCCUGCUUUCUGCAAACACACAAAAAGAAAAGAUUCCCUUCUCCCCCCCCCCCCGAACAGACUCGGAGACCUAAACGAUACAAUUACUGGAGCCAAAAAUAAAUUUGGUGGUUUAAAGCUCUCUUUCUCUCCCCCCCCCCCAGCGCAGCCACAACCCCCCCCCCAGAUCCCUCCCCUCUGCCCUUUCCCCCGCCUUCCCUUCUGCGAGUGUGUUUGUGUUUGACAAAGAAAUGAUUUGAACUUCCCACUGCCUCAUUAAGCAAAAAACAACAAGGGAAAGAGGAGCGCAGUUUUGACAUAUGGGUGCGAUUUGUCAGCCGUGGCACAGAUGCGCGCAGAAGGCAGGCACUGCCAUCGGGGACGGAGGCUCCGUCUAGGUUGGGGUGCCUGGGAUCCCCCUCCCGCGGACUUCUCGUUCCAGCUCUUCUCCCUCCCUUUGGGGGCUGCCCUUCUGAAACUCCGCAGACGUUCAGCCAUGAGGAAGCGAGGCAAAGAUUUGACCUUCCUCGCCUUCUGCCUUUGGGGCUAACACCUCCCCUUCCCCUGGACCCCAACCCCAUCAACAAACUGGGGGAGCCAAAGCCAAGGAAGAGAUCCACAAGAUUACGGGACAGCUCGCUCGCCAGCCCGCUGCUGAAACUUCUUGGAUGCUUCCGACCAGCCUCACUUGGCUAUGGGAUCCUACUUGGUCUAUCACAGCUUGGGUCUGGCCAUGUGCUGCUCAGUGCUGAUGAGUUCCGUCUUCGCUCUGGUCAAUGAGGACGAUGUUUUGACGAAGGAGGAGCAGAUUUUCCUGCUAAUGCAAGCCCAGGCUGAGUGCAAACGGCAUUUGACAACAAAUGAACCCCCACUGCAAGAUGGAUUCUGUGUCCCCGAAUGGGACAACCUCAUCUGCUGGCCCGAAGGAGCCCCAGGACAGGUGGUGGCCAUGCCCUGUCCAAAAUACAUCUAUGACUUCAACCACGAAGGCCAUGCCUAUCGACGGUGUGACGUGAACGGCAGCUGGGCACUGGUGACCAGCAACAACCGCACUUGGGCCAACUACACUGAAUGUGCCAAGUUCCUCACCAUUGAUACCCGGGAGAGGGAAGUCUUCUAUCGCCUUUAUGUGAUUUAUACAAUUGGCUAUUCCAUUUCGUUGGGGUCCCUGACCAUCGCUGUCCUUAUCCUAGGAUAUUUCAGGCGCUUGCACUGUACCCGGAAUUAUAUCCACAUGCACCUCUUUGUCUCCUUCAUGCUUCGAGCCAUCAGCAUCUUUGUGAAGGACGCCGUCCUGUACUCUGGCUCGGCGCUGGAGGAGAUGGAGCGGAUCUCGGAAGAAGACUUCAGGUCCAUCACUGAGGCGCCUCCACCAGACAAGUCGCCGCUCGUGGGUUGCAAGGUAGCUGUUACCUUGUUCCUCUACUUCCUGGCCACCAAUUACUACUGGAUUCUGGUGGAAGGCCUCUACCUUCACAGCCUCAUCUUCAUGGCGUUCUUCUCUGAGAAGAAGUACCUUUGGGGAUUCACAUUAUUUGGCUGGGGUCUUCCUGCUGUAUUUGUCACAGUCUGGGCUACCUUAAGGGCAACGUUAGCAAACACAGAGUGCUGGGAUUUAAGUGCUGGCUACUUCAAAUGGUUUAUUCAGGUGCCUAUCCUCAUAGCUGUUAUGGCAAAUUUUAUUCUUUUUAUCAAAAUUAUCAGAGUCCUUGCAACCAAACUCCGGGAGACGAAUGCAGGGAGAUGUGAUACAAGACAACAGUAUAGGAAGCUGCUGAAGUCUACUCUGGUCCUUAUGCCUCUGUUCGGAGUUCAUUAUAUCGUUUUUAUGGCUAUGCCAUACACCGAAGUGUCAGGGAUCAUCUGGCAAAUUCAAAUGCACUAUGAAAUGCUCUUCAACUCUUUCCAGGGAUUUUUUGUCGCCAUUAUCUAUUGUUUUUGCAAUGGGGAGGUUCAAGCAGAAAUAAAGAAAUCGUGGAGCAGAUGGACAUUAGCACUUGACUUUAAAAGGAAAGCCCGCAGUGGGAGCACAACCUACAGCUACGGGCCAAUGGUGUCUCACACCAGCGUCACUAACGUCACCACAAGAGGGGGCAUCGCCCUACACCUCAACACAAAGCUCCUUCCAGGUGCCCUCAACGGACACCGGAAUUUGCCAGGAUAUGUCAAAAAUGGCUCCAUUUCUGAGAACUCCAUGCCUUCUUCUGGACCAGAACAGUAUAACAAAGACGAGGAGUAUCUCAACGGGUCGGGACUCUACAAUGGAGACAGGCCAACAGUACUUGUUGAAGAAGAAAAGGAGACAGUGAUGUAAAUUGCGUGGGGGAAAGGAAUGGUUCAAUAUCCAAACAAGAGGUUCCCAGAAAGUGCUGAGUGCUAUUAGGAAUGCCUGGAGGAUCACUGAGUGCCAAGGGUCUUCAGACAGUUCUCCCCCCCCCAUUCUUUGGAACAAGAAAUCAAGAUCUAUGGGGAAAUGCAAGCCAGUUGUCUGAUCCCAUACAACACA
Rhineura floridana is the source of this 4663-nucleotide messenger RNA. It is a transcript of the gene PTH1R, whose product is annotated as parathyroid hormone 1 receptor. The transcript has 13 exons. Gene Ontology annotation, cellular component: plasma membrane. Lineage: Eukaryota; Metazoa; Chordata; Lepidosauria; Squamata; Rhineuridae. The record is from RefSeq and is a predicted model, not a curated record. The coding region runs from base 2852 to 4471 and encodes 539 amino acids. Gene Ontology annotation, biological process: cell surface receptor signaling pathway; adenylate cyclase-activating G protein-coupled receptor signaling pathway; intracellular calcium ion homeostasis. Gene Ontology annotation, molecular function: parathyroid hormone receptor activity; peptide hormone binding; G protein-coupled peptide receptor activity.